Messenger RNA from Drosophila ananassae, 1463 nucleotides. RefSeq lists its product as uncharacterized. The record is from RefSeq and is a predicted model, not a curated record. The coding region runs from base 92 to 1336 and encodes 414 amino acids. NCBI's taxonomy places the organism in Eukaryota, Metazoa, Arthropoda, Insecta, Diptera, Drosophilidae. The transcript has 3 exons.
UAUUUCUAAAUUUAAAUCUCAGUAGUAGAUAAGUUAAAAUUCUCUGUGAUUUGUUUAGUAGAUACGAACGUAUUUGUAAAUUCAUAGUAAAAUGGAAUUAGAGCGAGAGGAAUCUUUUGAUGAUGCUUUCAGCGACAUAAAUGAUGCGAAUGAGGCAGAACCUAAUAAAUCUGAUAGUCAGCUAACUCUUAAGUAUGUUCGGAGUCAGGAAUCUCUCAAAAGGUUUAGAAAAAAGUAUACCUCUACUGAUCUAAACUCAGACGCCAUCCACUUUGAACUGUUGGUAGAGAAAGGUCUAAUUGAUGAAGAUGAUGAGAGCCCAGGAGGACACAAAGUGGGCGACCAUUUAAGAUCGAUGGAUGGCGGAGCCAUUGCCGAAAUUGUGAAGGAAAUGCGAAAUGAGUUCAUGACCAGUUUAAGCUCGAAGGCCAAAAAUCUCCAAGAAAUUCUUAUAAAGAAUGGCAUAAUGGAUCAUCCAAUAAAUGAAAGCGUGCGUUUGGAUGAUUCUGGGGAGACCCACUUUAUUAGGGUCUCGAAGGAGAAUCAGUUAAAGGAGAAUAGAUUGCCAAAAGAUUCUACUCGAGUGCUUUCUAUAAAGGACACGACUUAUCCUUUAAUUAAAGGACAUGCUCAUCUCGUUGAUCGAAAGACUAUGAUAGAAGACUCGCGCUCCAUUAUUACGGUAAAGCCGGAUUCUUCAGGACUUAAUUCUAAUGUUAACACUGGUUAUGAACAUAGUGCCCUUCAGGCCACGGACAGUAGGCUGUCUGAAAUGAACAAAUUCACUGAAUUUUCUAUUAACCGGGAAAACGAGAUGAUGCAGUGGAUCGACGAAAUCAAUUUAUUUACAAGUGAAAUGGAAAGAGACCCGGAAAACGUAAACUGGGGUCUGUUUCGGGCCAACUUGAUUAAGAUGCACAAGCAUUAUGUCACUCACGAACCAAAAAGUUUCAGCGCAUUUCUAGAGCCACAUAGCGAAAUUCCAUCUGUCGGUCUUACAGCUGACUUCGGAGGAUCUUUGAAGGAUCUAGGCAGUCGGGUUGAAUGUAUAAGAAGCAACAUCCAAGGACUUGAAUGUAAAAUACUUACUUUGGAUCACUGCUUUGAAAGAUUUUGCGCUAAGCUAAGCCGCAGCUCUAUUGCAAAGGGCAGGGUGGACCGAGACUUAAAGAUACUAGCUAUGUUGCGUGAGAGAAUCGACCGAAGGUUAAGUCAAAUGGAAAUAGACUUCUGUAAGACCAAGAAGCAAUUAAUCUGUCAGGAGCAACCUGGACGUCUAGUCGUUGAUAGUUUUAGCUUAUCGAAGGAGCUAGUUUUGGCUCCCACACUUGAUUAAAUAGGAAGUCAUAAUGUCAAAAAGCAAAUUCGGUUAUUUAAUGUAAAAAGUAUAAUCUGUUGCCAAAACGUUUUCAAUUUUUUACUUGGUAUAGGAUACAUUUCAAUACAUUUUCUUCCAUUCUUAA